Anoplopoma fimbria (sablefish) is the source of this 5507-nucleotide messenger RNA. It is a transcript of the gene arhgef40, whose product is annotated as Rho guanine nucleotide exchange factor (GEF) 40. Lineage: Eukaryota; Metazoa; Chordata; Actinopteri; Perciformes; Anoplopomatidae. Gene Ontology annotation, molecular function: guanyl-nucleotide exchange factor activity. The record is from RefSeq and is a predicted model, not a curated record.
GGGGUUUUCUUUUGCAUAGAAUGCGGAGAGGAAGCACAUUCAGGGAAGGAGCUGAGGACUAUGUAGGAAUUCCUGACUGAAGUCAUGGGUUCGGAGGCGAUGGAGGAUUGUGUGCAGGGGGCGCUCUCGUCGCUUUACCCUCCUUUCGAGAGCACAGCACCACCCCUCCUCUCCCAGGUCUUCUCAGUCCUGGAGUCGACCUACCAACACGACAGUCUUCGCUACCUCUUGGACUACUUCGUUCCUGCCAAGCACCUCCUGCACAAGCUCCAGCAGCACGCCUGCUCUCAGUACCUGGGCUGCUUGUUCCUUCACUCCGGCUGGCCUCUGUGUUUAGGCGAGAAAGUGGUCGUACAGCUCUCCACCCUGGACUGGAGGAUCCUGCGCAGUAAUGACUUCUACCUGCAGGUGGUGCCCUUCUCUACACGCUGCCCCCGGCUGGCCCUAAAAUGUCUGGCCCCCGGGGGGCGCACCGUUCAGGAAGUCCUGGUACCGGAGUCACAGCACCCCCUUGUUUUCACCACUGAGUGGCUGCACAGCGUGAACAAGGAACGGGGCCACAAGAGAGAACUUGGAGGAGGACUUGACACCUGCCUGGUCAGUACAUGUGACGGUGUGGUUCGACUUCCUUGGAAGGAGGUCGUCUACCCAAAAUUCAUCCACGACCCUUCUGAGGAGCUGGGCCUGAUGUCCAACCACGAGGGCAGCACAUCCAAACGCCUCCCCAGUGAGGGGGGCAGCAGCCUCGGGGGCUGGGGUGGCUCAUCCUCCGGGGAACUGGACUCCUGGUCCUGGGAUGAGGAGGAAGACGAUGGUUUACCACCAGAUGGUUUGGACUCUGCGCCUGCGCUUCGGCGAAGGCGCAGCGAAGACGGGCUUGGGCGGACAUCGAGGCACCCUCAGCUGGACGGGGACUAUGUAGAGCUGUUGGAGCCCAGAUUGGGUCCUGAUGGAGGGGUUGACACAAGGCAGAGGUACCUGGAGAUGCAUGGAAUUUGUAAGACCAAGACUUUGCCCCUGUGCAGGAGAAGUAAAGCCAUCAAACUCCGGAAGGGGAGGGCUUGGGGAUAUGGGAGACUAGAAGGGUCAGGAAGCUUUCGAGCUGCCAAAAGGGACGUAGUUACCCCAAAAGGUGACAUUUUACCACAUAGACCUCCACCAGGUGUCCCUGAACCGGGCAAAGGGAGGCAAUCUUACUCUUCUUCUGUCCACGACUCUGAUGAAGGAGAUAAAACCAGCAGAGACUCUGGAGGCCUGGAAAGCCAUCGGCCUUAUUUCGAUAGCCUGUUCAAAGAGAGGAGGCCCGGCGUGGGCAAGGAGAGAGAUAGCAACAGCCUCACCCAGCCGGUCAGAGACAACCACACGGGUAAAGACUCAGAGAGCGGCGAUAGUUUUGUCCAGGACGUGACUAACCACAAAGUCGGGCAUGUCAUAGAGGGUCACUCAGAUCACGGAUCUCAUUCAGACUCUGUUUUCGAGGAUACAGAUAAACCACUGAGCGGAGACAGUGACACCACAACCCCAACAUCAGACGCACCAGAGAGACCCUUCACUGGAGUUUUAGAAAGCGGAGAAAAUACCAACAUUGGAUCUAAAACGAAAAAUUCGUCGAACUCAAAGUUGAACGAGGAAAGGGAUGACGGAAAGACUGAGGACAGAGUUUGCCCCAGAGGAAAGGAAGUUAAAACUGCAGGAUUCAGAGCUCCAAGGAGGAAAAGGAAGGGAAAGGGGGCCAAACGGAGGGCUAGGUCUGGUGGGCGUGCACACCAAAAGGGAUCAAAGCUGCAGGGUAAAGCUGCUCAACCAAGUCCCACCACCUGCUCUACUUUGACAAAGCAGCCAGUCACAGAGGAGAACCAAUCGGAGCAAAGAAAACAGGCGGACGAACCUGACGGAGUGCCACCUUCAACUCCGGGGGGGAAAGAGGACACAAGGAAAAGCAGCGCAGAGAAAGAAGCCGGAUCGUUGCCUGUCUGCAACGGCCAAUCAGGCACAUCCUUACUUAACCACUCUAAUGAGGAGGCGGGGUCAGGAGAGACAUGUCAGAACGUACUAAAUGGUGUUCCAUCUAAAGAGCCUCCCCUGCUGAGGGAACUGGACACAGAGCUUCUCCAGUCAGGGAAGCUAAAGUUGACAGGUACAGUGGACAGGCUGGGACGCGCUCUGGUGGUCACAGAGACGGAUGCAUCAGAGGAGAGCUUCUCUGAGGAGGAGAUGGCCCGGGUCCUGGCCUGCUACUACAGAAUCACUCGGCCUGCAGCUAAAGAAAAAGGUCUCACAGUGUUAAUGGACAGCAGACGCUCUCCGCCCUCCACCCUCUGCUUCUCUGCUCUUAAACUGUUCCAGGUGUUGGUUCCUGGCGGUCUUGGAUCUGUUCUGGUUUUGGUGGGAGAGCAGCAGGAGUCCCUUUCUCAUGAUGUGGAAGGAGCAGAGAUCCACAUGGUGCGAGGAACAGCGGUGCUUCAGCAGCAUGUUGACAAGCAGCAGCUGCCCAAAGAGAUGGACGGAGACUUCACACACUGUCACUCAGACUGGCUGGCCUUCAGACUAAGCCUCGAGAGUCUGACGGAGCACUGCGAGAGCGCCAUCGCACUUCUCGGAGAAGCACUGCAGUCUAUGGACUCUGAGCCCAUGCCAGACAACAUCAAGGCUGUUCCCCAGAGCAUCGACAAACACAGACAGCUCAUGGCGAGCGUCCUGGCCGACCCACGCUUGACGGAACCACAGCAAAGGGGCGGGGCGUGGCUGGCGGGACUGACCAAUAGUGCAACCGGACUGGCACAGAAGUCACCAGACUGCAGGGCUGCUCUCGCCGCGACCUCUAAACUCUACGACAGCGUGGAUGACGCCCUCCACCGGCUCGUCCGGGUGUCCAACCAGAGAGGUCGCGACCUGGAGGCUCUGGGACGACUAGCGGGGCUGGUGGACAAACUGGAAAAGUGUGAUAAGGAGAUUGAGCAAGUCCAGUCACAGCUUGAAGACUACAAGGACCCUCCUCUGUCUCUCAGCAGACUCUCGCUCAAACAGCAGAAAUUCAAGACGUUCAGAGAAACAGCCAAUGAGCUGCACAGCGAGACUCUGUCAGUGCUCAGCAAUCUGGAGGGCUGGUGCGAGCUGGACUGGGCGGGCCUGAGCGCCGUCCAGAUCCGGCUUCCCCCGGUCAGGGAGAAGCUGAGAGACAUGUCCCACUGUCUGUCUGACUGCUGGACCACCCUGGACAACACACAGAGGCUGCUGUCCACGCUGACCGAGGCCACCCAGUGGUGCGAGGUGGUGUUCUCCACCUCCUCCUCCUCCCCCUCUUCCACAUGCCCCCUCGCCUCCCUCCCCCCGAUCCCACCGUCCCGUUUCCAGGACGCCCGUUCCUUGGCCAUAGAGCUUGGCGGCGGGCCUCUCCUGGAUCUCUGGACGCAGACUGUGGAGCGCUACCAGCGGACCGUGGCGCAGGUUAAACCGCGGUUCCUCCAGACGGACAGGGCCCAGAAUCAGGGCCAGGGGAGGCCCAAGACGCCGUCCGCCAGCAGCCUGUGGGACCUCAUGGGCACGGAGGGAGAGGGCGACUGGGGGUUGGGAGCCGGAGGAGGCGACGGGGGGAUGCAGUCCUGGGGGUCCCUGGCGUCGCUGUUCAGACCGCAGACCUGCUCCACACUGAAGAUAGGAGAGGAGAAGGGGAAUAAGAAGGAGGGAGCAGGGGGAGGAGGAGCGGGUGGAGCCGGAGGAGGGAAGUUCCUGCAGAACCUUCUGAAUCCCGCGAAGAAGAGUCCCACAGAGGCCCCGCUCCCUCCCAAGCCGCCCAGGAGGCGACACCCGAGCUUUGACCUCCAGGCUCUCCUGGCUCCCCGCAGAGGCACGGCCUCCCCGAAACCUGCAGAGUCCCCGACCGGCGGGCCGAGCCGCAACUCCCCCAUGUCGUGGCUGGGGAGGCGGGCUGUAGCUGACCCGGUGAUCGCCACCAGCAUGGCUGCAGCGAUCCCAGGAUGGGCCGCAGGAGGAGGUGGAGGAGGAGGAGGAGGAGGAGGAGGAAGUGGGGUGUUAAUUCGAGGGGUGGAAGUCAGCAGCAAGGAGGUGGUGGACCACACGGGGUCGCCGCGGCAACACGUGCUGCUCGGGAGGACGGAGAGGGAGACGGGGACGGAUAGGGCCGGGUCAACUGCACAGAGUAAGCUCUACCUGCUCUGGUGCAGGAUGCUGAGUUCAGAGAGGCAGUAUGUGGCCAUCCUGAAGGGGGUGGAGGAGACGUACCUCCCCCUGAUUGAGCUCUCGGACACCCCGGCCUCCAUCAGGGGGAAGGCAGACGCCCUCUUCCCCAACUGGGCCAGCCUCAGUGCCUUCCACUCGCAGAACCUGCUCCCGGCCAUGGAGGGCGCUCUCGUGCAGAGCUUGCUGCAACAGGACUGCUUCAGCAAAUAUAGGGAGCAGUUUCUCCAGUACUCCCACUACAUCAGGAACAAACCAGAGCUGGACUCUCCGCUGGUCACUCAGGCUGUCGACUUCUUUAAGUCCAAGCUUCCCCCGGUCCCCCUCUCCCCCCUGUCCUUCCCUCACUGCCUCCAGGCUCCCACCCAGAGGCUGGAGCAGUACUGCGAGGCCCUGGAGGAGCUGGGAGGGAUAAACCCCGCCUCUGACUCCGCCCUCUCCAUCCUGAGACACGCCCAGAGGCACGGCGAGGACCUCAGGGCCAGCGACCUCAUCGUCGGAUGUCCGAUCCCCGUGUUGGAGCGUGGCGAGCUGGUGCGGCACGGCGAGCUGACGGUGUGCGGGGGGGCCAGGAGGAAGCGGGCGGGCGUGAGGAACGUUUUCCUCUACCAGCACGCCGUCGUCUUCACCAAACAGAAGAGCCCCGGACCGGGACGCACAGCCUACAGCUACAAACACAGCAUCAAGACCGGUGAGAUGGGUCUGACUCAGAGCGUGGGCGGGGAGGGAGUGAAGUUUGAGGUCUGGGUCCGUCAGGCUCCUCGAAUCAGAGACUGCGUCACGCUGCAGGCCAAGGACAGGGAGGACAAGGCGGCCUGGACUCACGACAUCGCCCAUCUGCUGUGGACGCACGCCAUCAACAACACAGAGUUGUGUCUGAAGGAGUCCCUCUGCAUGGGGAUUUCCAGUAAGCUGCUGCUGGACGCGACAGGAACUCAAGGCUCAGAACUGGACUCCAUCUACAGCCUCAACGACAGAGUCCACAGUAGCUGCUCAGACUCCUCCUCUGUCGGCAGUCAGAAGGAGGGGGGAUCCCCGGCGUCUGGGAGGGACCCCAGAAGGAGCUCCGGAUCAACAAGUUACUCCCAGAGUCAGUCUCCCUCUACAGCCGUGUAACUGUCAUCUCAACGAGAAAACUGGACCCUGGACUUCUUUCGAAGAUCUACACAUCUCUAUUCCACCUCUGGGCGAGCCAAACUGGACUUUGAGGAGCGAGAAGAUGAAAUAAACCAACCUCAGACUCUUUUUUUUGAACCUCUCCCCCAUGCUUGCCCUCUUUCCCCCCCCCCACCUCCUUAAAAGAACUAAAA